AGAAAGAGGCAGGCGCUGUAGCAGACUUCUAUAUCCGCCAGACGGAGAAGCACGGUGUCAGCUGCUAGCUAAGUUAGCUAUAGUAGACAGUUAGCAACUAGCUCCAGAGUCCUAGCACCUUCACUACAUAGGAGGGACUGAGCAGGAGUGUGUGUGUGUGUGUAUGCAUGCAUGCAUAAUAUAAACGCCCCCUUUUCCUUCUUCCUCCUCUCCCGAGCAGCAGCAGUGUGCCUGUGAUUGUGUGUGUGAGAGGUUAGCAAGCAGAGAAGCGAACGCACACACACAAACGCACUCUUGACAGUCGGUGUCCGGUUACUUGACAGCGGAUUGGCAUCAUUUAUUGACACCGACACAGCACCAGCAUGUGAGUACUGAUGGAAAUGUUUAAGUACGCUGUAGUCCGAGGCGGCCUCGGCCUGUUGGCUGUGAGGAGGUCGAGCGUUCUCUCCCGCUUCACCCACUCUUCCCCGCAGAGCGAGUAUCGUCCAAUCAAGAAAGUCAUGGUGGCCAAUAGAGGCGAGAUCGCUAUCCGUGUGUUCAGAGCCUGCACUGAACUGGGGAUUCGAACCGUGGCCGUCUACUCUGAGCAAGACACUGGACAAAUGCACAGGCAGAAGGCUGAUGAGGCGUACCUGAUUGGAAAAGGCCUGCCACCUGUUGCGGCAUACCUGCACAUUCCUGACAUCAUCAAAGUAGCCAAGGAAAACCAUGUGGAUGCUAUCCACCCAGGCUACGGUUUCCUCUCUGAGCGGUCAGACUUCGCCCAGGCCUGUGCAGAUGCAGGGGUGAUGUUCAUAGGACCAUCCCCAGAAACUGUCCGCAAGAUGGGAGACAAGGUGGAGGCUCGUUCCCUGGCCAUCUCUGCAGGUGUACCUGUGGUCCCAGGAACAGAUUCCCCCAUCACCUGCAUGCAGGAGGCGCAGGUGUUCGCCCAAACAUAUGGCUUCCCCAUCAUCUUCAAAGCAGCCUAUGGAGGAGGUGGUCGCGGCAUGAGGGUAGUCAGAGAGUACGAGGAACUUGAGGAGAAUUACCAGCGGGCCUACUCUGAAGCCUUGACGGCUUUUGGGAACGGAGCCCUGUUUGUUGAGAAGUUUAUUGAAAAGCCAAGACACAUUGAAGUACAGAUCCUUGGCGAUAAAUAUGGUAACGUCAUCCACCUCUAUGAGAGAGACUGCUCCAUUCAGCGGAGACACCAAAAGGUUGUGGAGAUUGCACCGGCUUUCCAACUGGACCCUCAUCUGAGAGACCGACUUCACGCUGAUGCUGUUAACCUCGCCAGACAGGUGGGCUACGAGAAUGCAGGGACAGUGGAGUUCCUGGUGGACAAACAUGGAAAACACUACUUCAUUGAGGUCAACUCUCGACUCCAGGUUGAACACACGGUCACUGAAGAAAUUACUGAUGUGGACCUGGUGCAUGCCCAGCUCCAUGUGUGUGAGGGCCGCAGCCUGCCAGAACUGAACCUCAGACAAGACAAGAUCCGGGUGAAUGGCUGCGCCAUCCAGUGCAGAGUGACGACUGAAGACCCAGCCAGAGGCUUCCAACCAGACACCGGAAGGAUUGAGGUCUUCCGAAGCGGUGAAGGCAUGGGCAUCCGCCUGGACAGUGCCUCUGCCUUCCAGGGUGCUGUCAUUUCCCCCCACUAUGACUCCCUGCUGGUAAAAGUCAUCGCCAGCGGGAAGGACCUGCAGACAGCCGCUUCCAAGAUGAGCCGAGCCCUGGCCGAGUUCAGAGUGCGAGGGGUCAAGACCAACAUCCCGUUCCUUCAGAAUGUUUUUUCCAACCACCAGUUCCUCCACUCCACCGUGGAUACGCAGUUCAUCGACGAGAACCAGGAACUCUUCAACCUCAAACCCACUCAGAACCGUGCCCAGAAGCUGCUGCACUACCUGGGUCAUGUGAUGGUAAAUGGACCAACCACACCGAUCCCAGUCAAGGCUAAGCCUUCCUCCACAGACCCUGUCAUCCCCCCUGUCACCAUGGGCGAACCUCCGAUAGGUUUCCGUGACGUGUUGCUGCGUGACGGCCCUGAGGGAUUUGCUAGGGCUGUCCGUGCCCACCAAGGUCUGUUGCUUAUGGACACCACCUUCAGAGAUGCCCACCAGUCACUCCUGGCGACCAGGGUUCGGACCCACGACCUGAAGAAGAUCUCACCGUUCGUCAGCCACAACUUCAGCAACCUUUUCAGCCUGGAGAACUGGGGAGGUGCUACCUUUGAUGUGGCCAUGCGCUUCCUGUCAGAGUGUCCAUGGAAGAGACUCCAGGAGCUGAGAGCUUUGAUCCCAAACGUCCCGUUCCAGAUGCUGCUGAGAGGGGCCAACGCUGUGGGCUACACAAACUACCCUGACAAUGCUGUUUUUAAGUUCUGCGAGGUGGCCAAGGAGAAUGGCAUGGACAUCUUCCGGGUGUUCGAUUCCCUGAACUACCUGCCAAACAUGCUGCUGGGCAUGGAGGCUGCAGGGGCAGCAGGUGGCGUAGUGGAAGCUGCCAUCUCGUACACAGGGGACGUCUCUGACCCAAUGAGGCAGAAGUAUUCCCUGGACUACUAUGUGAAACUUGCUGACGAGCUUGUCAAAGCCGGAACCCACAUCCUAUGUAUCAAGGAUAUGGCCGGCCUGCUGAAGCCAGAGGCCAGCAAACUUCUGAUCAGCGCUUUGAGGGACCGUUUCCCAGAUGUACCCAUCCAUGUGCACACACACGACACAGCUGGAGCCGGUGUAGCGGCCAUGUUGGCCUGCGCUGAGGCUGGAGCUGACGUGGUGGAUGUUGCUGUCGACUCAAUGGCCGGGAUGACGUCUCAGCCCAGCAUGGGAGCCAUGGUGGCCUGCGCCAAGGGCACCAAGCUUGACACCGGCAUUGCUCUGGAGAAGGUGUUUGACUACAGUGAAUAUUGGGAAGUAGCCAGAGGCCUGUAUGCUCCAUUCGACUGCACUGCCACCAUGAAAUCUGGCAACGCUGAUGUCUAUGAGAACGAGAUACCCGGAGGACAGUACACCAACCUUCACUUCCAGGCUCACAGUAUGGGGCUGGGAAAUAAGUUCAAGGAGGUGAAGAAAGCCUAUGCUGAAGCCAACAAAAUACUAGGAGACCUCAUUAAGGUGACUCCCUCCUCUAAGAUCGUGGGUGACUUGGCCCAGUUCAUGGUGCAGAACAACCUGACCAGGGCAGAGGUGGAGGAAAGGGCCGAUGAGUUGUCCUUCCCCCUGUCUGUGGUAGAGUUCUUGCAGGGAUACAUUGGGAUACCACAUGGAGGAUUCCCAGAGCCGUUCAGAUCUAAGGUGCUUAAGUCCCUUGUCCGUAUUGAGGGUCGUCCUGGCGCCUCUUUACCAGCUUUGGACUUCAAGGCCCUGGAGGAGGGGCUCCGAGCUGCUCACAGUGAUGAAAUCACCCCUGAAGAUGUGAUGUCAGCAGCCAUGUACCCCAAGGUGUUCCAGGAGUUCAAGGAAUUUACUGCUAACUUCGGUCCGGUGGACUGUCUCAGCACCAGGUUGUUCCUGGAUGGACCCAAAAUCGCAGAGGAGUUUGAGGUGGAGCUGGAAAGAGGAAAGACCCUCCACAUCAAGGCUCUUGCACUGGGUGACCUGAACAAGGCCGGCCAGAGAGAGGUCUUCUUUGAGCUGAACGGACAGCUAAGAUCUGUGCUGGUUAAAGACACUGUCGCCAUGAAGGAAAUGAAGUUCCAUCCCAAAGCUCAGAAGUCUAUCAAGGGUCAAGUGGGAGCACCCAUGCCUGGAAAAGUCCUGGAGGUCAAAGUGGAAGUUGGAUCCAAGGUGGAGAAGGGUCAGCCGCUGUGUGUCCUUUCAGCCAUGAAGAUGGAGACCGUGGUCAACUCCCCAGUGGCCGGGACUGUUAAGGCAGUCCACGUCACGGCCGACUCCUCCCUGGAGGGAGAUGACCUUAUAUUGGAAAUCGAGGAGUAGAGUGGGGCGGGGGAGUGGUGGGGGAGUAGUGAGGAGUAGCAGUAGUAGGUGGAAGUUAGAUAAUCUGAUUCUGGAAAUGAAAUAGUGAGGGGGAGGAACAGAGGGACAAUAAGACAACUGUCAAGAGUGGGAAAUUUUGGUCCCCAAAUUGUACAUAUUCAUUUUGGUUACAGUGGGGACACAGGAUGAAGCACAGCUCUACACAUAUCCAGAUACCUGAUGGGUGAUAUGACGAUCCUCAAUAAUAUAUUAAUUUGAUUAAUUCCUUAUUAAAUUGUACUAAUCAAACUCAAUUUAGUUCCCUAGGUGUGGUGAUAAGGUCAGAAAACAGUAUAUCUCAGUACAUUCAUUAAUGUCCUGUCAACUUGUGAUAACUAACAUUUUAGAGGUACAUGAUACAUUUGACUAGUGAUACAUUCCAUUACUUAAUGCUAGUCUUAAAUGUGAUACAACCAAAUGAGCUAACCAUGUGAAAUACCAACAGGGUCGUGACCGCAACCAUUUCUAACGCUGUUGAUGUUGCCUAAUAUAUUCAAUGUGAGUAGGUGAAACUCAAUAUUGAUGACUACUUAAUGUUUUUCUUUGUAAGGAAAAGGAUAGACUUGAAGAUGUAUUACCAAAUCUUUUUUUUUUUCACAUGGGAACAAUAUUUUCCUUUUUUAGCAGGCUCACAUUUGCGAUCACUGACAUUAGUCACAGUGCACUCAGAAUGUAUAUCAUGUAUAUCAAUGGUUGCAUUUAGAAAAUUAAAAAUUAAUUGGUACAGUAAAGUGUGAAGGAAAGAAAUCACAAUUAUAUCCAAUCUGUUUUAGAUAUGUAUUUGAUUUAAAAAUAAUAAUAAUUCACAAGAGAAGCACAAAAAAGCAAGCAGCACAAUUUUAUGUUGAAGGGGACACAGAGGUAUGCCAGACACGACCAAUCUUGCACCAAAGUAAAGAAGCGUGAAAAAUGUAUCGUUACUGUAUCAGUAAUAGCAGGAGGUUUAUGUUUUGAAGGAUCUGUACUGGUGUUAAAAACGUAUCCCCAUUCACACCUAUCUUUAAAAUCCCAAAGAAGAAGCUCAGUGUAGCCACAUUGUUGAAAUGAAGCUUGUUGGAAACACCCAAACAGGAUUACAGUUGUGAUUUUUACUAAGUACCUCUCUGUUAUAGUUAGUUUAAAUGCAGCUUUCUUAAUCCAAAGCCAGCUCUAGGGUGGCCCACUAAAACCAAUUCAGCUGUAUCAUUUUAGAGGUGUAAAGUCAGAGUCUUAAGGUGGCUUUUAGGCCUCUGACUAAGGUGUUUGGUCUGAACAGUGUGACAUUGGAAAAGUUGUCAGAAGAGCGGUUCCACCCUGUCUUUUCACAUCCACGCAGAGAUUACGAUGAAUGCUGUUCUGUCUGCAUGGGGAUUUUAAUGCUAGGUGUAAAUGGGAUUACAUGGUGGUGGUAUUUUGAGGCUCUGCUGAUUAAUUUAUGAAUUAAUUCUCUGUCAAAUGAUGUGAAAUUAGCUGGACUAAUAAGAGACUCUGGAGACUCCCAGUAGCAGCACUCGGCUUUAUAUUUCUAAUGCGUGUGUGUGUGUGUGUGCGUGCAUAAAUGAGUCUAACUGUAUGUGUGUGUGUGCAAGCACAUUUUAAGGCAAAGUCAACCAGUUCCAAUAAUGUUGCACCUCCAGAGCUGAAAACACCUUCCAAAAAAAUGAAAUAUUUAUACACACGCACCAAUCCUAAAUAUUCAUGCUAACACUCCCAGCCCUUGAGUGCUGCCCAGAUCAGAAGAAAACAAAACCAGAUACACUGCACAGGGGUUUUUCACUAUCUCCAUAGUAACACUGUAUCCGAAACAUUUAUCAGCAAUGCAGCCAUGACUCAGAUGAUGUAGUUCAAUGCUGAAUUAAACUCACUUUUCCACUUCUGUCAGCUGCAGGCCUGUCAACUAUUUGAAGGUCUUGAACCUGAAAGUGAUUUAUGCCGAAUUGAAUGUUUAGCUAACCUGACCGAUGGAAGUAGACAAAUGAACAAGCAGGAGCAUGCAGUGUUUGGCAACAGCGUACUCUCCCAAAACAUCUGUGCUCCUUCAACAGAAUACAUCGAUCGAAGGACAAAAUUGGAGUACCAGUUUGUAAUUGACUGGAUUGUUUCCAGCAUUUGUGCUCCAUUACCUCUGAGAAUGAGUCCCCUUUUGAACUAUGCAUCAAUACUGAGCAGCAAUGCCGUGGUUAAUUAGAACACUGAUAUGUCUCCUCACUGUACUACUUUGGCUUUAUCAAUCCAUAUUAGAAAUCUUUUAAAAAAAGAUGGAGAUGAAGUGGUGGGAUUGUAUGUAUGUGGUUUUGACAAGCUGCUGCACAAUAAUGUAAAGUUCCUUCCUCUCCUUAUUAGUUAUCCUCGUUUAUCUGUUUUUCCUGCCUAUCCAUCCAACCGCAUUUUGUUGUUUACCUCUCCAUCCCCACUCUCCCUUCUCUCAAAAGUGUAAAUUUGCACACGUAGGAUGAUGGCAUUGCCUCAUGCAAUAAUGUAAACUGUAUCACAGAGUUUCUCAAUGUCUUAGCCAGCAGUCAUUCUAACAACCAUGCUUAUGACAAUGUAGUACUGUUCAGUGUCUAAUAAAUUUAAGAAAAAGUACACCGCUGAAAAACAUUGUUUCGGAAAAGGGGAUAUAACAAUAACCUAUUCUUGAGCUUGUGUUAUCUAGAGGUGAACUGACGCCAAGAGUAUGAAAACAGGGUCUGUGACAUUAUUUUUCCUUUCUAUUGCUUUCUUCUGUGUGUUUUUAUGAAACCAACCGAACUGUUUAUUUACUCAGUUUGAAUCUGCAGGCAGUCUUGCCUGUUAAACUGUCUCCAUGGAAUUUAUAUCAAACACUAGUUGUCAAGUCUUCUUUCAUUUUCUUAUUUCUAAAUAACCCUUUACAUUCAGUUUAAUCAUUUUAAUUUACUGAUAUAGUUUACAUUUACCUGAUAAAGAUCCGUAUGUUUGUCUUUGAAAAGACUAAGCUGGAGCGCACAAAAAGGGAAACAAAUGGUAUCAAAAGCGAUAAUAGAUCUUGUUCUAUGUGUACUUAUAAAUAAAGUUAAUUAUAACUGAA
Messenger RNA from Micropterus salmoides (largemouth bass), 6987 nucleotides. RefSeq names its product pyruvate carboxylase b (gene pcxb). Gene Ontology annotation, biological process: gluconeogenesis; pyruvate metabolic process. The record is from RefSeq and is a predicted model, not a curated record. Lineage: Eukaryota; Metazoa; Chordata; Actinopteri; Centrarchiformes; Centrarchidae. Bases 375 to 3920 code for a protein of 1181 amino acids. Gene Ontology annotation, molecular function: pyruvate carboxylase activity; metal ion binding; ATP binding. Gene Ontology annotation, cellular component: cytoplasm. The transcript is spliced from 27 exons.